CUCGCGUGUCGCGUCCCCCACGCGAAUUGGCUGCCUUCUUGUACUAUCACUGUUGUCACCACUGCUCCAGACGCUACCUGUUGAACCGUUGUACUUUGAAGCAGAUUCUACCACGCUGCCCCUUCGGUGGCGAUUGGUGUCUACGUUCAAUAUCUUCAACCUGAUGCUGUCGCGCGAUAGACAAAAUGGCUGAUGAACUACCUUUCCGGUCGAAAGGUGAACCUGAUGGUGGCGCUCGAGAUGACGACAAUGAAGACGACGACGAGGAGAUUGAUGAGACUGGCUACAAAACUGUCAAAGAUGCAGUUCUCUUUGCCAUCGAAGUGAACCACUCUAUGCUCAAAGUCCCUCCGGCAUCUUCUAGCUCUAAAAAGGCCGACAGGAGCUCCCCGCUACUGGCCGCUUUGAAAUGUGCAUAUCAUUUGAUGCAGCAACGCAUCAUCUCGACACCCCGUGAUAAAAUGGGUAUCUUGCUGUACGGGACUGAGGCAUCCAAGUUCUAUGAUGAAGACGAGAACUCCAGAGGCGGCUGGUCUUUUCCUCACUGCUACCUGCUCACCGACUUGGAUGUGCCGGAAGCCGACGACGUGAAGGCAUUGAAGGCAUUGACCGAGGCCGAGGACCCCGAAUCCGCCGAUAUUUUCAAGCCAUCCAAGGAACCGGUGUUGAUGCACAACGUGUUGUUCUGCGCAAACCAGAUUUUCCAGCAAAAGGCCGCCAACUUCACCUCCCGCCGACUGUUCAUCGUGACAGACAAUGACGAUCCUGCCUCAUCAAACAAGGGUUCCCGGUCGCAAGCGACUGUGAGAGCAAAGGACCUCUACGACUUGGGCGUGACCAUAGAAUUGUUCCCCAUUUCGACACCCGACCACUCCUUCGAUACGUCACUUUUCUACGACGACAUAAUAUACAAGUCAUCCCCCUCAGACCCUGCAGCUGUUACAUACAACCCACCUGCCAUGAUCGAUGGUGGUAACUCAAAGCUCGUGGCUGGCUCUAACGACGGUAUCUCUCUGCUACAAUCAUUGCUUUCAAAUAUAGCGUCCAAGGUCACACCGAAACGCGCCUUAUUUUCUUCAGUUCCGCUCGAGCUCUCCCCCAAUUUAAAGAUUUCUGUCAAAGGCUAUUUACUGUACAAGCACCAGAAACCCGCCCGCAGCUGCUAUAUCUAUCUAGGUGCUGAGAGGCCACAGAUUGUAACGGGAUACACGGAGCAGGUCGCGUUCGAGAACUCCAAACCGAUCCAGAAGGCCGAGAUACGCAAGGCAUAUACCUUUGGAGGCCAGCAAAUCACCUUUUCCGACGAAGAGGUCAAGCAGCUCCGCAACUUUGGCGAUCCAGUCAUCAGAAUUAUUGGAUUCAAGCCCAUGUCAAGAUUGCCACUUUGGGCCAACAUCAAGAACUCGACAUUCAUCUACCCUUCCGAAGAGGACUACGUUGGCAGCACACGCGUGUACAGCGCCUUGUAUCAGAAAUUGCUCAAGGACAAAUUAUUCGGUCUCACCUGGUUUGUACCAAGACGGAAUGCUGUUCCUGUCAUGGCUGCCAUGAUCCCUACCCUUCCUGCCGAGGCCCUUGACGAGAAGGCGAACACUGCCGGGAACUCGCCGACGGGCGCACCGCAAGGCUUGCACCUAGUCCCGCUUCCAUUCGCCGAUGAUGUUCGCCAAAAUCCACCCACGACACACGAGCACCCUCUGCUUGCGCCAGACGAACUCGUUGACGCUAUGAGACAUAUCAUUCAGCAACUGAAUUUACCCAAAGGCAUCUAUGAUCCUUCCAAGUAUCCCAACCCUAGCCUACAAUGGCAUUAUCGCAUCCUCCAAGCCUUGGCCCUUGAUGAAGAUAUUCCGGAAAAGCCAGAGGACAAGACGAUCCCCAAGUACAAACAGAUCGAUAAGAGAGUAGGCAAUGAAGCCAUAGAGUGGGGAAGCAUACUAGAUAAGGCAUACAAACAUUAUCAUGCCGAAAACCCCGACGCGGUCCCGACAGGAUCAAAGCGCCCUACAAAAGCUUCGGCGGCCACCUCGACGGCCAGCACCAAAAAGGUGAAGGCAGAAACGAGCGACAAGACCGGAGAGGAAGAGAUUAGAAGGCUAUGGCAAAAGGGUCAGCUCGGGCAUUUGACCGUCGCACAACUGAAGGAGUUCUGCGCAGCGAAGAAGAUCCCGGCGACGGGCAAAAAGGCCGACAUCGUUGAGCGAGUCGAAGAAUGGCUUGAGAGCAAGUAGCGGAGAUCCAGAGCAGUCUGUGAGAGAGUUGAUUGUGAACUCCCAUGAGGAACAGCUGCUCAAUAACUGUACAAAAAUGAUACCCCAAUGUUCUACAAAAUGCGAGUAGUCGAAGUUUGCCCAAAUAGCAACGUGCAGACAAGGUGCAGUCAGAAUAGUGAAAUAUGGUAAGUACUUUUUCAUUGUUAUAGCAUGUCUGAUGGUUCAAAAGAAUGUGCGGCCAAUCAUUGCAAUCCCAGUCAUAUCCAAAGGACAAGACUGGCACUGCACCCAAGAUCGGCCAAGUUGAUUCAUC
This is a messenger RNA of Exophiala dermatitidis NIH/UT8656, 2526 nucleotides long. RefSeq names its product ATP-dependent DNA helicase 2 subunit 1. Bases 186 to 2231 code for a protein of 681 amino acids. Lineage: Eukaryota; Fungi; Ascomycota; Eurotiomycetes; Chaetothyriales; Herpotrichiellaceae. Gene Ontology annotation, biological process: telomere maintenance; double-strand break repair via nonhomologous end joining; cellular response to gamma radiation. The record is from RefSeq and is a predicted model, not a curated record. The transcript has 2 exons. Gene Ontology annotation, molecular function: DNA helicase activity; damaged DNA binding; telomeric repeat DNA binding. Gene Ontology annotation, cellular component: Ku70:Ku80 complex; nucleus.